ACCUGUUGGUGGAGGACGAAGAUGGCCUGCGGUUCUCGCCGAGCCCUUCCCCUCGCCACAGCCUGUCUUCUGCUGGUUCCGGAGCUUCGCAGGCCAGCAGCUCCAAGGGAGACGUCGGCAAGAAGCAGGACCAGGGCGGCGGCGUAGGCGGCGGCCUGGCCAAGCUGGCCCGUCUCCUGAUGCAGAAGGAGAAGACGCUCGGUUCUGGGGACAGGUCUCCCUCGGCAAGCAGCGCCCUGCUAUCGCCGCCCGCCCCUACGUCGUCCACCUCGUCCGUCUUCGACCCACUCAUCGGCUUCCCGGGAGUACCCUCGACGCCACUCCGCCGGUCCGCGAGCAUCGACAGCCUCCUAGACACCUCGGCGGGUGUAGCCGCGUGUUCGGCCACGUCGGCUUCGGCCAACGGCCUGGACGAAGCCUUUCUUCAAGUCACUCCGGCGUCGGGCCAUUCGCCGAGGUCGUCAGCGGUACUGCCCAACUCCCCCAGCGUCCCCAGUCGCCUCGCCAAAGGCGUACCAGGCCUCCGCCAGAGUGGCGUGGAACUACUCCUGGAUGGCUUCUCUUUGUCCAAGUCCGAAAAAAAGAAGCUCGAAAAACUCAACAAGUUCAACAUUGACCUCCAGGCCUUGUUCGCGGCCGUGGAGCACCACCACAUCGAGAGGGCUCGGUCCAUCCUGGAGUCCAGUGACGUGGACGUGAACAGCGUAAACACGGAUGGCUUCACGGCGCUGGACGUCGCGGUGCUCACUGGAGAAGCUUCGCUGGCGCGGCUUCUCCAGUCGCGGGGUGCCACCGAGAGCCCGCGUUUCUUGUCGCCCGACGCGAGAGCAUCCCAGCUGGGGGCGCUGCUCCGAGAGGCUGUUCGCUGCGUGGACGACCUCACCGCCUGCGUGGCAUCGGCCUCUGCCAACCAGGGCAGCCUCUCGAAUGCACUGCUCAAAGAGAAAGAGCGACAGCUGAGCUUAUGGAAGCGGCGGCUGGAGCUCAUAUCCGAGAUGAAGGCCGGGUUCGAAGAGCUCCGGCCCCCGGACCCUCCAAGUCAGGUGACACUAGAAGUGGUGGGAACACACGCACUCAGGGUCCGCUUCACGGAACCUGCAUCUGCCCUUCAAGCAGCGGUGUUCGUCACAAAGUACAAUGUCGAGUGGUGCGAGCACGAGGACUUCUCGCGCGAUGUGGGCUCCAAGGAGGUGACGGACGUACAGAGCACAGAGGUGACCCUUCCCGACCUGGAGAAGGGGGUGGCCUACUUCGUGAGGGUGGCUGCGGGCAACGCCAAGGGCUUCAGCAGCUACCAGACCUCCUGGCCGCCCUCUGCACGACCCUCCAGCUGGCGAGAGGUGGAAGACCGUUCCCAGCGGUGGACCGGGCGGAUUGAGCGCCUGGAUGCGCUCUUCCAGCAGGUCAUGGAGUCAAGGCCCGCCCAUGCCGCCGAGGUGGUGUCUCUGCAACGGAGCAACACGACGGGGGGCAUCGGGGUACCCGGGCUCGCCAACACCAGCUCCGGAGAGUCCACCGAGACGACCCCCAUGCAGCAAAGGCGGCAGAUGCGCAAGAGCAUUCGGCAGCUGUUUGCGGCGGCGCCCAAGUUCCAGCGCAGCCUGAAGCGUGGCGUGUACCUGGCCUGCCUGUUCUACAACGAGGACCGCAUUCUUGUGACCACCGAGGAGACCCUGCCCAUUCUUGAGGUGGACGACUCCUUCCCUGCCUCCCUUCAGACAGACUUCCACUGGAUGAUGAAGGUGGCAUGCACGUGGGAUGAUGUCCGCACCCUGAGGCAAGACAUGGAGAAGAGCCACAGUUCUUCCAAUGUUCACUUCCGGAGCAAGCUACUGCAAACUGUUGAGCAGAUGCAGUCUGCUCUGGGUGUUCAAGACCUGGGCCAGGUGUACUACAAGCCGCUGCGCGACUAUGAGGGCACCACAGUGCUCUGCGUGGUCAAGUAUGUGAGCGAGCCGAAGACGGUGAGCGCACUCUCGGUCCGCUGGAUACCCCUGGCCAAGAUACAGCGCCGGAUACCAAGCGUCAGCGACGGCGGGGAGCUUCCCUCGGCAUCAGAACUCUUGGUUUCUUCCCUCUCGGAGAUGAUGACGUACAACCAGGCAAGCUGCAAGCCCCUGGCCCGUGGCCUGUACCUGGGCUAUCUGAAGCUCAAGAGCUCCAUGGACCUCAUCAGUGUGCUGGUGCCCUACCGCAACCCGAAUGUGCUGCCCUACUGCAGGAUACGGGACAACCCCCACGUCUCCUGUGAGGAGUGGCGCUGGCUGAGAGGCCUAACCGGCGGAGAUGCCAGCAACACUGGUGCCAACGAAAGGGAACCAGACGAACCCCAACCUGGCAAAGCGGAGCCUGACGAAGCACAGCUGCGCUUUCAGCGUGCAGUCUCGGCGGCAGCUAGAAACCUCUUUGCGCAGCUCGAGGUUCCACCAGAGCUUCAUGAUGCACACCGGUUGUACGACGCCGAAGUCGUGGAGCUGUCUGAAGGGGUCAGCUUCCUGCUUGCGCUCCCACCCGUGGAGGGCGUCUGCUCGGUGCCGGGUCAGCGGGAGGAGCUGACCUCUCGGGCCGACUGCCUGGCGCUUCCGGUUCAGAUCUUCGAGGUCAUCCACAUGGGGACCUACCAGAGGCCCCUGAUGGCACGCUAUGCUCGCGUCUCUUCCAUCCUCGAGACCGACACCGUGCUUGCGCAGCACGCGAACCGAGAGGCAUUCUCCGCGCCAGAGGUGGCCGCAGCGCGGAGCCGCCUCAACCAGCUCCAAGACUUCCAAGUCCAGCUGGACCAGACGUGGCGUGGCAUGCGAUGGAUCAUGGACGCCCUCACCUUUGCCAGGGACCGUGCCCUCAACGCCGGCCUCCCCUUCGCCUCUGUUUGGACUUGCUCCGCAUCCGACGGAGCCUCCUCGUCCCCCAGGUCCACGAGCCCCACCUGCCGACGCUCGUCCCAACCUAGCGCCGCAGCGCGGAGGGUCUCCCGUGUGGACGAUCUCAUCGACGCCAAACUGUUCCUCUCCGUCAGCGGGACCUCAUCGUCCGUGAGUGGCGGAGGACUCGAAAUCAGGCGUUGUGCAUCCGCGUCGCGACUCGUCCUGGAGCGACCUCAAGACUUCGAGGAAGUGGAGGAGGCACGCCAAGGUGGCGGCUCGGUAAGCUUCGAUUGUGGCGAAGAGGACGACGACACCAAUGACGAGAAUGAGGAAGAGAGCACAGCGACAUCUCCGAGCGUGCUUCGCGUCUACGCUGCGUAUGACUCGGGACUUCCGCCUGGCACGAGCAUCAAGAUCCACGUGACUCCGGAGACGACGGCGAGAGAGGUCGUGGAACUCGUGGUGCGGCAGCUAAACACGGCGGUCGUGGCCAAAGGUCGCCAUGGUCCACUUUACGGGGACGAGCGACUCGCGGACUUCUGUCUGGUGGCCGUGGUCGGAGCACGAGAGCGGUGCCUAAGCAGCGACUUCCAGCCCCUGCGGCUCCAGAACCCAUGGACCAAGGGGCGCUUGUUUGUGCGUUUACGGAGUGAUGCUAGUUCUUAGUUAGAGUCUGGACUUCUCUGCGGCAAGAACGAACCCUGGUCCAUUGGACCAUUGAGAGCACUUGUAACUGCAGACAUUAGACUCCAGGGUCGUGAGGAAUGGUACCAGGCACUAUGGUGGAAGAGCCUAUGACUGCUCAAUAUGGCAGAGUAUGUUCAGUGGAGGUCGGCAACCUCCACCGACCUCCCGGACAGUUCAAUGAAGAGUACCAUCCAGGACAGUACUGUCCGGGACUCUUCUAUCCAGGACAGUACCGUACAGGGGUGUACCGUCUUGGAGAGUGAAUUCUGAAGCAGUAUGAUCUGGAAUACGGCAGAAGAGAUAAGUUCUGCUAGUGCACUAGGUCAUUUGAAAGCAUGGUGACCUCACUAGCCAUUGUGGUGCUUCGAAUGAACUCUCGGAAUGUGCAAGCACUUCCUCCGAGGCGAAGCCGCGUUGUCGUGUUGCAACGUCGCCUUGAAAGUACCAUGCUGCUUUGUGGUACAAAACAGGCGUUUAUCCUCUUGUUUGAAAUGGUAUUUCUAAUGCUCCUGGAGAGUAGAAGGGCUAUGGGGCCCCGAGAUGCCCCUUGCUAUGUAAUUUAUUGCAAAGUGUUUACAAUGUACAGCGCUGGGCGCCAUGACACUCUAAUUUAUUUAUGAUUGUGUUUCUUCGUGUUGUGCAAUCACCUGCCGAACAAGGGCUGUCACACAGACAAGCCAAUAGCCAUUGUUAUAUGCCGUCUGGUCUCGAGCGACUCAUUGUGCAUUUUAAAACUGCAGGCUGCAGUGAGAAUGAGUAUGUAUUUGUUCAUCCCUCUGAGCAAGAUGAUUCCAAAACGAUGUCGCCUCCUUCAAAUGUUUACCAAACUGUUUGCUCCUUUCCUUAUCUUGACAGCUAUAAAGAGCGACUCUCAAAAGGGCCGUUGAUAAAGAACCCCACUCAUUCUAAACUUGUAUCGAAGACUUUAGAGCAGGCAUGAAGUUGUAUGACCUCAUGAGGUGCUUGAUUUUGAAAGUUUUAGGCCGUCAAAUUUAUACUGAAUGUGCAUACCAACAUAUGUGGGAGGUGCCUUAGGAGAACCCACAGUUGAAACUAGUAAUUACUCAUGGACCAUGCCAAUCAAGCACCCUCCUUCAAAGUGUGAACUCACAAAGCCACUGUUAUGUUGAUAGGACCACAAAGUAACUGAACGUUCCAUUCAAACACUGCAACAACUAUACUCUAUUUGAAGUAAAAAGGGAAAAUAGGCAUGACGUAAGAGGAUACCAACAAACUUCUCUACAAAGACCAUCUCUAUGGUGCCUAGCUCUUACGAUUUGAAACCUGAAGGAAUAAUAUCAUGUAGUCACAUUAACAAACGCAAACUCGACGUGUCGAGUUUAGCACCAUGCAAGACCAGUUUCAAGGAUGAGAAAAAUAACGUUCCCCCUUUGAAUGAAACUCGAAACACUGCAGAAGGGAGACGAACCACCGAGAUAAUGUGACUGGUACAUUGUAAACGUCUUUCCAUGAAAUUGAAAGGUACACACGAGAAAGAAAAGGUCGUGUUGAUGCUUUUACAAAGGCACAUCGCAUUCAAAGUGGUAGUUGUUGGUUUCCAGUUUUUUGCAUAAUUUCUAGGCACCUGUCUCUUCUCUCAAGGACUAGGAUACCGUGUUAAUAGAAGCCACAGUCCCCCAUGCCGUCUUCUGCAAAUGCCACCCAUCACCAGUGCAGUCUGGUAAAACUCGCUCCUGCCACAAAUUCCAUCUGCUAGAGAUGCUGUCUGUAAGGGGCGACCGCUUCAAGUCUCCAACAUUGUUUGCAAUGCUAAGGUCACAGCUCAAUGGCAGAUGCUGUCAGGUACUAACAUCACGCGACAGAGGCCAGCAACACAGAUGUCAUUUGCUCCAGUCGACGUGGGGGCAUAGUCAAAGUGUUCGUGAUAUUUUGUGUGCACACUAGAAACAGACAAGCUGUUGAGAGACUGUUGUACCCAUGGUUGUACCGCUACUAUUUAUAAAAAAAACAAAGAUGUGUUAGCUUUCCGGAGCAACAAUGUUUGUUUUCAGUGUUUCAGGAAAACAAAAUGCCAGCCCAUGUUUACUUAGUCUGACCUUGCAUGGAGCCGAUGUCGGAACCGUAAACUUCUUUAUUAGAGAGAAGAAAAACAAAAAUUGCCACCCGCUUUUAAGGUUGGGGAUGUACUGCGAGAUAAAUGCAGACGUUGCUUCUUUUUUUUUAGAAAGAACCGGUCCGUUUUUAAGACAUUUCACAGCUAUUUUUUCCUGUAACAUACUCCGCCACUGUUAUGCAUAAAUUUGUGCUGUUGAGUAACUCUACAAAAAAUUCAAACCAAGCCAGAUAUGUACAUAAAUGUUUUGUUCAGUUUUUACAAA
Messenger RNA from Ixodes scapularis (black-legged tick), 5890 nucleotides. RefSeq names its product ankyrin repeat and fibronectin type-III domain-containing protein 1 (gene wake). Gene Ontology annotation, molecular function: protein binding. The transcript has 17 exons. Gene Ontology annotation, cellular component: spindle. Bases 180 to 3530 code for a protein of 1116 amino acids. The record is from RefSeq and is a predicted model, not a curated record. NCBI's taxonomy places the organism in Eukaryota, Metazoa, Arthropoda, Arachnida, Ixodida, Ixodidae. Gene Ontology annotation, biological process: establishment of mitotic spindle orientation; regulation of establishment of bipolar cell polarity; signal transduction.